Molecule: messenger RNA, 819 nt
Organism: Daucus carota subsp. sativus
Lineage: Eukaryota; Viridiplantae; Streptophyta; Magnoliopsida; Apiales; Apiaceae
Product: coatomer subunit zeta-1
Exons: 5
Coding region: 1-567 (188 amino acids)
Biological process (GO): intracellular protein transport; retrograde vesicle-mediated transport, Golgi to endoplasmic reticulum; intra-Golgi vesicle-mediated transport
Cellular component (GO): COPI vesicle coat
Source: RefSeq, a predicted model, not a curated record
AUGCAACUAAGCAAUGAUGUUGUGAUGGAAUUACAGGAAAACUGUCCAUCUGUUAAAAAUCUUCUCCUUCUUGACUCUGAAGGAAAGCGCGUAGCAGUUAAGUACUAUUCAGAUGAUUGGCCAACAAACCAGUCGAAAUUGGCUUUUGAAAAAUCAUUGUUUGCUAAAACUCAGAAGACAAAUGCUCGGACAGAAGCCGAGAUAACAUUGUUCGACGAAAACGUUGUUGUCUAUAAGUUUGUAGAGGAUCUACACUUCUUUGUGACCGGAGGGGAUGAUGAAAAUGAACUGAUACUUGCCUCAGUCCUCAACGGUUUCUUUGAAGCAGUUACCGUUCUUCUCAGGAGUAGUGUUGACCAAAGGGAGGCCCUUACGAACAUGGACCUGAUUUUUCUCUGCAUAGAUGAGAUCAUCGAUGGAGGGUUGAUUCUGGAAACUGAUGGCACCACCAUUGCAGGUAAAGUUGCUAGCCAUACCAUAGACGAGGGUGCACCUUUGUCAGAGCAAACAAUCACACAAGCUCUGGCUGCUGCGCGUGAACAUUUUACUAGAUCACUUCUUCGAUGAGGCUUUGAUAUCCAUGCUUAGAGGAAAAAGAGUUUACUACCCUUUAUUCCCUUCCCUUUUGCAUAAACAGAGAGAAAGUUGUUUCUUUUUCAUAAGGCUGCAACCAAUUUUUUCAAUUUCUGCAGUUAAUCCAGAGCAUAAUUAUUUUACCAGGAUCUUUACUUCACUUGUAAUUUUUGUAUUCCUGCAGUUAAUGCAGAGCAUAUAUUUUCUGUUGCAGGCUCUUUGCUAAGCUUGUGAAUCAAGAAUGUA